This is a messenger RNA of Laetiporus sulphureus 93-53, 371 nucleotides long. RefSeq lists its product as uncharacterized. The transcript has a single exon. The record is from RefSeq and is a predicted model, not a curated record. Bases 36 to 227 code for a protein of 63 amino acids. Lineage: Eukaryota; Fungi; Basidiomycota; Agaricomycetes; Polyporales; Laetiporaceae.
CAGGUGAUAGGAAGAGUUGCAGCCGACCAGGGCCAAUGGCAAAAGUUCACAUGGGUCAACAACCGCCGCCUCAACAGCUCAAAUGUUUUACGUCCAUACGAGAUCAACAACGAAGGUUCUGUUUGCAAUAUUCUGCCAACGUAAUUGUUGCUUUGCUUCCGCGCUCUGGUGGCUAUCGUAUCUCGGCUGCUCCUUGUGCGAGACAAAUCACCUCUCUUGGGCGUUGACGUCCCUAUCAGCACUGGCACGAGUCAUUCCAUAGUUCUGAAUAGACUUUUGUCAUGCUCUAUCAAGAUUGACAUUCCCUUCUUUGUCACAGAAGGCCUCCACGCGCGCAGUGGAGGAGUGAUAAGCACUACCCUGUAUAUCAG